GCUCGGAGCGUCGCCUCACUUCAACCACAGGCUGAGACACGCGCGUUUCUCUUCUCGAGAGUAACCCAGGAUUAAAUCAGCUCAAGGUUUAGUUUAUGGAGUGCUACUGAUUUCGCUCUACCUUCAAAUAAAAAUCCACUACUAAGGACCACUACAGGUACCUCUGCACCCGACGUUUAUUCUUGUUUACGAGUGUAGCACCAUGGUCAGACCCAGCAAGCAACUCAACGGGUUUGUGCCGGCGUUGAAUGGCUACCAACUCAAUGCGCACACAUACAGGACAUUCAGGUCCAAGGCGGAGUACCAGCUGGUGCAUGGUGCAUGGUGUCGUCUCCAGGAGUGUGGCUUCUACUGGGCCUCCAUUAGUGGCAAGGAAGCAGGCAUCCUCCUGGAACAGGAGGCGAUCGGCACUUUCCUGAUCCGUGACAGCCAGGACCGGCGGCACUUCUUCACGCUGAGUGUCAAGACAUCAUCUGGCACCAAGAAUGUCCGUAUCCAGUGUGACAACCGCUCAUUCUUCCUGCAGACAGCUCCUGAGUAUGAGUGGAUAGCACCACGGUUUGACUGUGUGGUCAAGCUUGCAAACCACUAUGUUAAUUCUCAGAAAGAGCCAAAGGACAACUCACAAAAUUUCUUCAUCUACUCAGGAGGGGAGAAGAUUCCCCUUGAACUGUGCAAACCCUACUACAAGGCAAUGUCCUCUCUGCAGCACCUGUGCAGAAAGACAGUGAAUGGCCACACGAAGAUCUUGGGCAGGAGACAUGAGCUGCCUAAGCCCAUAAAUGACUUUCUGAGUCUGUAUGAUUCUCCUAUUUAAAUGGCAAAUACCGGUGAUGUGAUGUAGCCACACUGAUAUUGUGGAUUUUGAGUAAAACGGCUAAGGGAAUAAAAAUGUGAUGGGAUCAUUGCGAUCAAGAAAUUCUAUGAUGACUGAAAUAUAGUGAUGAAAGUCAAAAAGCUAGAGGUAGAUGUAGACUAGAAGAAAAAUGAGACUGAGCUCAGAAAGGUGAAAUUGCAAACUCCUCCAGUUUCAGAGAGUUUGAGUUUUGGGUUAGUCAACACAAACCAUGAGGGCUGCUAUUGGUCAUGUUGGGAGAAUCGACCCCACUUUACUCCCUCGGACAUACUUAUUUGCACAAUAAAUUAACUUCGAGACAAUUGUCCACUGUUAGUUCUUUUGGCAAAUGCAACAAGAUGAGAAGAGUUCGCGAGUAUAAAAACUGUCUUUGUGAAUGGAACUGUUGCACUAUUUCUCUGCCCUAGUAACAUGAUCCCAAUUUUCCUGGCCCAGUGGGAAUUGGCCUUAGCCUCUUCAGUACUGAAAAUAAAAGGAACAAUCUUGUCUAGACUUUUAAUGGAAUCCAGUCACCACCACCUUCCAAAGAAUCAUUGUGCCUUUCAAAGAAAGAGGAAGAACUAAACAUGCAGCAGCACAACAACCAAGCCAGGAGAGAAGUUUGAGACAUCACAAAGAAAGAAAUCUUUCAACUACUUUAAAUUUUGACUAGUAAACAUGUAUGUAAAAACAGGCCAGUAAAGGAAUGGAAAAAAAACCCCUUACUGUAAUUUUUAUUUACUUUUUUUUUUUGGUAUUUUUUUUUCAUUUUUAUUUAUUUUUAUGUACUUCACUUGAUUUUGAUUUUUAUUUUUUCCGGGUAAAUUUCUUGUGUGAGAAUGUGAGAAGGCAGUAGCAGAAAGCGCUUGCUUAUGCUAUUUGAUCUUGAAACUUAAUUCUGUCAGAUGGACCAACCUCCAUCCUCAUAUCAUCUUGUUCUUGUUUACAUUGUGUAAAUGUGAAGAUUAUGUUAAAAUCUGCUGUUGUUUUAGUGCUACAUCUUUUAAUGUGACUACAUAUGAAUGAUAAAAAAAAGAGAAACUCCAGAGAAACGGCAACAAACACAAGCAGACUGAACAUAUUUGCACAAUAUUUAUAUUUCUAAGCAUAUUUAUAAUAAAGUGCACUAUUUUUUCUAACAA
Hemibagrus wyckioides is the source of this 1977-nucleotide messenger RNA. RefSeq names its product suppressor of cytokine signaling 3a (gene socs3a). Gene Ontology annotation, biological process: intracellular signal transduction; phosphatidylinositol phosphate biosynthetic process. Bases 203 to 817 code for a protein of 204 amino acids. The record is from RefSeq and is a predicted model, not a curated record. Gene Ontology annotation, cellular component: phosphatidylinositol 3-kinase complex. The transcript is spliced from 2 exons. NCBI's taxonomy places the organism in Eukaryota, Metazoa, Chordata, Actinopteri, Siluriformes, Bagridae. Gene Ontology annotation, molecular function: 1-phosphatidylinositol-3-kinase regulator activity.